AUGGCUGGCGAUAAACAAGAGUGGAGCACCAGGGCGGUGGUGCUGCCCCCACUGGCGCGGUGGCCCUACGAGAACGGCUUCACGUUCACCACGUGGUUUCGGCUCGACCCCAUCAACUCGGUCAACAUCGAGCGAGAGAAGCCUUACCUCUACUGCUUCAAGACGAGCAAAGGCGUGGGCUACACGGCACACUUCGUGGGCAACUGCCUGGUGCUGACGUCCAUGAAGGUCCGGGGGAAGGGCUUCCAGCACUGCGUCAAAUACGAGUUCCAGCCCAGGAGGUGGUACGCCAUCGCGGUGGUGUACAUCUACAACAGAUGGACGAAGAGCGAGAUCAAGUGCCUGGUCAACGGCCAGCUCGCCUCCAGUACAGAGAUGGCCUGGUUCGUCUCAACGAACGACAACUCCGUCUCUUGCUACUUCUAUGUGAUAUACACCAUUACGGAUAUGUUCGGCAUAAGUAGCUACGCGCAAGUUUUACUUGAUAAGUCCCAAGCGCAAUCAAUACAGAUCUUGGCGUGUGAGUACAGGGAACUCGUCUGCUCCGAUAAAUGCUGCGAGCGAGAAGAUGCUGGAUGCGAUACGGAGAGCCGAGCAAGGACCUGUUUAUCACCAGGACCUCACGAGUAG
This is a messenger RNA of Ostrinia furnacalis (Asian corn borer), 630 nucleotides long. RefSeq names its product neurobeachin-like. The transcript has 5 exons. Gene Ontology annotation, molecular function: protein kinase binding. The record is from RefSeq and is a predicted model, not a curated record. Gene Ontology annotation, cellular component: membrane; cytosol. Gene Ontology annotation, biological process: intracellular protein localization. Bases 1 to 630 code for a protein of 209 amino acids. NCBI's taxonomy places the organism in Eukaryota, Metazoa, Arthropoda, Insecta, Lepidoptera, Crambidae.